AUGAAUGAACAAAAUUGUUCUCCGGGGGUCCAGGUUCAGAUGGCAAUCCCCUUACAUCUGCAAAGACUCGAGAGAAGUUUGAAUGUCCAGCCGUUUUUAUCUCAAGUUAAUCAUCUUUUCCAGGAUCAUUUGCAUGACGAAGGAGAUAAUGAUGAUAACGAUGAUGAUAAGUCAAUAUCUUCAGACUCUUCCGAUGGGUCUGAUACUUAUGCCAAUAAUACUUUAAAUCACAAGGAAGAAGAACGGAUGAACAAGCUGCGCCUGUACAACAUGUCAAAAAUAGGCGACGAAAGAAGAUGGCUACAAGACAUCCUUCUCUCCGAAUCAGACACCGAAAGCGUGUCAGUAUCCGAGUCCUCAGACACCGACGGUCCCAUAACAGAGCAAGACUUCCAGGACAUGCUUAAGUUCCACAUUCUCCGUAAAAAAUACCAAGGAAGAUUCUACCAAAAACCUGAAAACAUUCAGUAUCAGUAUUACGGCGCGGGUUUAUUAUCAAGCUGCGACCGGUUUCCAGAGCACCAGACUCUGAUAGUAGGCAAUAAGAAGAAAAAAGAAAAAAAGUCUGACAAAAAGCUCACCAAGGCGCGAAAAGAUAAAACCAACCACACUAAAUCCUCUACAAACAUCUGCGACGAGCAUGACUACCCCGAAAACGAGUGGGGCAAGAUGACAGCAUCAACAUCUGGAUCCUCUGCAACGACAGCAGCAACAACAAUGUCAACAUCAAUGCUAAAAAUAAAAAAAGAAGAAGAAGAGUUGGACGAGGCUGACCUGGACGGGAUGAUCCGUCAUCAGCAGCGUUCUCGCAAUCGCAAAAAGCACAACACCAAGAGCCCGGAAGUGAUGGCGAUGCGCCGCCGCAAGAUCUGGGUGAUGAUGUCCAAGAAGGAGCUCGGCAAGGUCCAGCGUGCUAAAAUAAACAACCACAAAGAGAUGCUGAUAAACUGCAAGAAGCUCUCGCAGAACUGCAUGAAAUACUGGAGGCAGAAGGCCAUGCAGUCGCAGAAGAACAUGAAGGAGACUCUUUGGCGCGCGAAGAGACUCACCAGAGAAAUGCAGUCCUACUGGAAGCGCUACGACCGGGUUGAACGCGAGACAAGAAAGCGUUUGGAAAAAGAAGCCGAAGAGCAGCGAAAGAUGGACGUGGAAUUGAUAGAGGCUAAGCGGCAGCAGCGCAAGCUAAACUUUCUGAUCACCCAGACGGAGCUCUACGCCCACUUUAUGUCCAAGAAAAUCGGGAAAGUGUCUCCGGAGGAGCAGCUGAGGAUUCUUAAUCAACUUGAUGAAGAGAAGAAUCCUAGGUUGAUUGGAAUUGAUGAUUAUGACAGUGAGUUGAUGAAGCAGAAGGCCAAGAGGAAUGCCACUGAGGCUUUUGAUUACGAGAGAGCCCGCACGAGGCAGUUCGAUAGCGCUGCUGGUGUUUCUGGAGUCUCCAGUGCACCAGCAGUGAUAUCUCCGCUAGUUUCCCAGGAACUUCGACUGAGCGAUACACCAGAGAACCUCGAGCAUCCUCAGCCCUCGAUUUUCAAGGGAAACCUUAAAGGUUAUCAGCUAAAAGGCAUGAACUGGCUCGCUAAUCUCUACGAUCAAGGCAUCAGUGGGAUUCUCGCCGACGAAAUGGGUCUUGGCAAGACUGUACAGUCAAUUGCGUUCCUCUGCCACGUGGCAGAGCGCUACUCCGUCUGGGGACCCUUUUUAAUCAUAUCCCCAGCUUCUACUUUGCACAACUGGCAGCAAGAGAUGGCUAGAUUCGUUCCCAGCUUCAAAGUGGUUCCCUACUGGGGAAAUCCUCAAGAGAGAAAAAUUCUAAGACAAUUUUGGGACACUAAAGACUUGCACACUAAAGACGCUUCUUUUCAUGUAGUAAUUACCAGUUACCAGCUUGUAAUUACGGAUUACAAGUACUUUAAUAGGAUCAAGUGGCAGUAUAUGAUCUUGGACGAAGCUCAGGCUAUCAAGAGCACAAGUAGUAUGAGGUGGAAAUUACUGUUAGGAUUCAGCUGCCGCAAUAGGCUUUUGCUAAGUGGUACUCCUAUUCAGAACAGCAUGGCUGAGCUCUGGGCGCUGCUGCACUUUAUAAUGCCGACUUUAUUUGACUCACAUGAUGAGUUCAACGAGUGGUUUUCUAAAGACAUUGAGAGCCAUGCUGAAAACAAAACUGGCAUUGAUGAGAAACACUUGUCCAGGUUGCAUAUGAUUCUCAAGCCUUUUAUGUUAAGGAGGAUUAAGAAAGAUGUGGAGAAUGAAUUGUCUGAUAAGAUUGAGAUCAUGGUUUAUUGUCCGCUGACUACCAGGCAGAAGCUGCUUUAUUCUGCGCUGAAGCAGAAGAUCAGAGUUGAAGAUUUGCUGCAUUAUUCUGUUGGCGCUGGUGGCAAUGGGGAAAAUCCUCCCCAGAAUGAUAAGAAUUUUACGUCCAAUCUUAUGAAUCUAGUCAUGCAGUUCAGGAAAGUUUGCAAUCAUCCUGAAUUAUUUGAGCGACGUGAUGCGAAGUCGCCCCUGUUUUUUAAGACAAUUGAUUAUCAAGUCCCAGCUGUUGUUUAUAAAUCGCUAAUUUUUGACUCGGUUCCUUCUAAAGAGCACUUGCUGUUUAAUAAAUUCAGUGUUUUUAAUACUGAAUAUAUUAAUAAGUCUUUAAAUCAUGAUACUGAUGAUUUUGUAGCGUUUACUAGACUAAUGAAUAUUUCUCCAGUAGAAUUGCACCGUAUUUUUGUCUUCGGGAUUCUUUAUAGACUUUAUCAGGCUUCGUUGUUAGAAAAACGAGUCAGGAAGAUAAAAUACUGGGAAGAUUGGAGUCAGAGUGAAGAAAAGGAAGGUACUAAAAAUUUGAUGAUAGUUCCCAGGCAAUUGGUGCUGGAAGAGAUGAUUAGUAUUGUGAAUAUUUCUGAGCUGAUUUUUACCAAAAAGAUUCUCCAGGGAGAACCUUUUUACACGCACACGACUCAUGUGAUCCACGCGAUGCCAGAAACUAUGGCUCAUAGAAUUAUAAGGAGCACCAAGCAUGUUUCUAAUACUUUGAAGUUGAAUACUGUUCGAGUGAAUACUGUUCCUGGAGUUAAGCCUCAGAUUUGUGAAGAGAGCAAGUUUGUGCUCCUCCCGGAGCACCGGCAUCUCCAGCGGGCGGAUAUUACAAGGGAGUACCAGCCCACGAGUAUUCCAAGGUUCUUGUGUGAUACUAAUGAGAAGAUUAAGGCCAGUCCGAGGAAGCUGUAUGUUAGUAGUAGUUCGGCGGCGUAUGCUUGGAAGAGACACGAAGCUUGUGCUGGGCCUUUUGGGCAGAAUGUACUCUGGACUGGGUUUGAGAGGACGCUUAGGAAUUUUGAUACUGAUGUGGAGAGUUUUCAUAAGACUUCUGUGUCGCAGAUUAAUAUUCUUGAUAAUUCUCCGGCUUCGAUUGUGGAUUUUUCUUAUGAAUCUUUGGGAGGACUCGCUGCUUGCCAUCCUGUUAAUGGGUGGUCGAAUAUUAUUGUUCCAGAUAAACAGACGUUGGUGACAGAUGCUGGUAAAUUAGCUGUCUUAGAUAAUCUUUUGCGAAGAUUGAAAGAACAAGGACACAGAGUACUUAUUUAUUCUCAAAUGACUAAAAUGAUUGAUUUGUUAGAGGAAUACAUGUAUCAUCGUAAACAUACAUUUAUGAGAUUAGAUGGAUCAUCAAAAAUCUCCGACCGACGAGACAUGGUAGCUGAUUUUCAAAAAAGAGCCGAUAUAUUUGUUUUUCUAUUGAGUACCAGAGCCGGUGGUUUGGGAAUAAAUUUAACUGCUGCCGACACUGUUAUUUUUUACGACAGUGAUUGGAAUCCGACAGUCGAUCAGCAAGCUAUGGACAGAGCUCAUAGAUUAGGACAAACAAAACAAGUAACUGUGUACCGACUUAUUUGUAAAGGAACUAUUGAAGAGAGAAUUUUGCAACGAGCAAGAGAAAAAAGCGAGAUCCAGCGAAUGGUAAUAAGUGGAGGAAACUUCAAACCAGACACUCUAAAGCCAAAAGAAGUUGUUUCUUUGUUGUUGGAUGAUGAGGAGAUAGAGGCUAAAUACAGUCAACGAAGCGAAGAGAGAAAACAGUACACAGAGGAUUCUCGAAUUGAGCCAAGUAUACAUCAUAAGGAGAAAGACCGGAAGAGGAAGUUAACCGCGCUUCCGUUCAAGGAUCCGAAAAAACCGUGUCUAGAGAACAAUUCCGUUGAAAAAGUAAAUACAUGCACGGCAGAUGCUAGUAAUGAGUAUUCCGGUACUCUGACAACUGCAACUACUACUAUUAAUACAGCUACGACUACGAGUUCUACUACGGCUAGUAACGAUUUUUCACAGUCGGUGGAUACUACUGAGGACUACCGAGCUUCACUUAGUCCUGUUAAAUCAGAGGACGAAACAAGCAACGAAGGGCUAGUAGUUGACGUAGACAACAACUCAACAUCAGGAGGAAGCUCGGCUUCCCUGUCCCCGCCAAAAGUCGCUCGUUUCAACCAUCACCUGAACUACGGCAUAGCCUCCACCGGAAUGAGAAUCAGACCCUCAAUGAGAGGAACCAGCAAGCGUGGCCGACCUCGAGGAUCUCGACGGGGAGGACCAAUUGCAGGAAAAGGUAGAGGAUUGAUGCUUCAUCCUCCAGGUAAAUCCUCCGCUGGUACCCUGCACUCUGUAUCUUCAUCCACGUCUGGUGAUAACUCUCAAGGCGUAGAAAUCCACAGUGAAUUCGUCACAGGACCAGGACGACCGCGACUAAGACCCGCUGGACCCGGUCACCAGGGUCACCGAAUUCCCGGACACCCCAAAAGGAUCCAGCGUCCAUUACCAGUCCCUCUGAGUCUCAAUCAGCUGUCUGUACAAAGAAAAUCCCCGAUCAGCGACUCAGUUCCGUCGUCCUCAUCAGAGUCACGGCCUUUUGGAUUCUACACCCAGCAAAGAUCUCAGCAAGAUCCUUAA
Molecule: messenger RNA, 4923 nt
Organism: Cotesia congregata
Lineage: Eukaryota; Metazoa; Arthropoda; Insecta; Hymenoptera; Braconidae
Source: the annotation of a GenBank genome assembly